Hymenoscyphus albidus is the source of this 2207-nucleotide messenger RNA. The record is from the annotation of a GenBank genome assembly. NCBI's taxonomy places the organism in Eukaryota, Fungi, Ascomycota, Leotiomycetes, Helotiales, Helotiaceae.
AUGGCGGGCAGUGCGAAAGAGAAAGGUACACCAACCCGCGCCACUUCAACGACGCCAGCUUCACCUGCCAUUUCCCCUGGUCGAAGGGAGAAAGAGACCCUAAAGACGCCUGAUCAGAAUGACCGUCACGCUCCUCAAAGUUCACUGAGAAAGACUGUAGAAGGUGGAAAGGAAACGCGUGCACCAAAAAACGUGUUAUCUCCGUCCCCAAGUUCGCGUCUUGCUAGAUCAAAAACUGCGAGUCCAUUGGCGAAGUCUAGCAAGGAAAAGCCGAAACGAACACGACUGUCUUCAAUCGUUUCAUAUUCGUCCUCAGACGACCAGGAGACAGAAGAGGAAACUGAGGAACAGCAGAGAGAGGCACGAAUGAAUUUUGAAUUGAGCAAAUUCGAGAAGGCCGCCGCACAUUUUGCUUCAGUAGCUGGGUCGAAAUCAGGAACGACGCCUCCAAAACCUAGGGAUAAAGAAAUCAGCUCAGCACUGACAACUUCAGUUUCAAAACCAUUGAGUAAUACAGUUAGUGGUGGAGAAGGGCAAUCUACGAUGAACACGUCAGUCUCUCCUGCACUUCGUAAUAAUUCCAUGGUAGCAAAUACAGACUCAACUCCUACCACUACAAUGGCUGCGUCUUCAACCAAAUGCUCAAUCCAAGCACAUACGCUUAGAGAUUCACCAAUACGACCUGUGGCAAACCCAGGAAGCUCAAAUGCUAGUCUCACAACUGGUCCUGUACAAAUGCAAACCUCUUACCAACCAAGCGGAACCAUGACCAGACAGGGAAGUAGAGCCGAUCAGUCAAUACGACCUACUGCAGCAGAACCUGCGCAAAUUCAGUCAAAUCAGUCUGUAAUUCCCAAUCCAACCAACAACAUGGAUAUGCCUCCUCAAGCAGUUGUCACACGCGUAGGCGGAGAACCGUCAGGUAAGUCACUUUUGACUAAACACUUUCUUAAAACACACUAAUUUCCAUUAUAGGAGGAGCUACAUUACCUGGGUAUUUUACCACAAAUUUGGCUUCCUCCGCAUCAGUCACCCCCAUACACAACCCCCCAAAUGGCUCUUCCAUGAAUGAAGUCGCAUCAAACACUCCAGCAUUUGCACUACCACCUGGUAUAGUUAUGGGAACAUUCGAAGCUGCAAAGUGGUUUAUUGAAGAAAAGAGACAUUUGUCAACUUUGCAUGCUUCUGCAAUCGCUUUUGGGGUACGACCAGCCCCGCGUACUCUUCACUCAGCUCCGUCUACGCCUAACCGCAACCCCAAGCAAGCUAAUGGCGUUAAGGAAUUUGCGGAGAGAUGGAGUGGAUGGGAUCCACAAAGACAAAUGGAUAUCUUGAAAUUACUCUUCCAAAACACGAAGUCAGAUGUCAAGGAACAGGUCAUUACAUUAGCAAAGGAAUUCAUGAAACCCUCAAAUACAGGUGAAGACAACAUGCCAAAAGAUACACACGGAAUUCAGCGCCAAGACAAUGGUACUCAAACGUCCAACGUUCCCAUUACUGUACAUUCCAUCAAAUCUUUGGUGCCCAAUGCCCCUGCGAAUUCCAAGUCGUUAGAUCUGGAAGCUAUGAUGAAAGCUGACGAAGCGUUGAUCGAUGCCGUGGUAGAAGCAGAAGCGCGGAAGAUGAAAGAGAACCCGCUUAAAAGAAGUCGGUACAACUUCGAGCUGGAUGAAGAGGAAGAUGUCUGGGAGGUUGAUGAAGUUAUUGAGAAGAGAGUUCGUCAUGAGUAUCUUGUCUCUUUCAAGAACCGAGGCUUGGAGGCACAACAGUGGGUUACGGCAAACUCUUGGCAGAACCCAAGGGAAGCUAGGAGAAGGCUCGAAGAGAAGGCAAAGGAGGCAUUUGGUGAGCCUGUUGUUGCAGGUUUGCCUUCUGUAAAGGAUAUUCCAGAAAAACCACUUCGUGCGACAACUCCAGAUAAUCCUCGCCCUACCGAUGAUUCGGAAAUAGCCUCCGUUCUCUCCGGCCCUUCAUCUCUAGCAAGUCCCCCCGCCAAGCGCCGACCUGGACGUCCACAAAAGGAUAGCACACAAAAUACGAAAAAUGAGAACUCUACUACAGUCACCGGCAAACGUCCUCGAGGACGCCCCCCAAAGAACCAAGUGUCUUCUUCCACUUCAACCCCUGUCAACCAAAAACAACCAGAGCAACCUCUGGCGAAAUCAGCAACAAAGGAUAUUUGGGAGAUUAGUAAUGACAGUUCCUGA